This is a messenger RNA of Candida albicans SC5314, 1284 nucleotides long. RefSeq lists its product as uncharacterized. Gene Ontology annotation, cellular component: glucosidase II complex. Lineage: Eukaryota; Fungi; Ascomycota; Pichiomycetes; Serinales; Debaryomycetaceae. The transcript has a single exon. The coding region runs from base 1 to 1284 and encodes 427 amino acids. Gene Ontology annotation, biological process: N-glycan processing. The record is from RefSeq and is a predicted model, not a curated record.
AUGUUCCAACAAUUACUUGCAAUUUCUUCAUUGGUAACCUUUGUGUUGGGCGAAAUUAGAGGAGUCAGUCCCGAGAAUCAAGAUUUGUACAAACCAAUUAUUGAAAAUGGUAAACAAUAUUGGAGGUGUUUAAACGAUUCUUCAAUUCGAUUGACUUAUGACCAAAUUAACGACAACUUUUGCGAUUGCCCCGAUGGAUCUGACGAACCAGGUACCAAUGCUUGCCCUAGUCCUCCAUUUAAAUUCUAUUGUGCAAACAAGGGUCAUUUCCCAAAUUUCAUUGAUCAAUUUAAAGUAGAUGAUGGGGUUUGUGAUUAUGAUGUUUGUUGUGAUGGAUCUGAUGAACAAGGUAUUUGUGAAGAUAAAUGUGAAAUCAUUCAUCGUCAAUAUGAACAAUACAAAACCCAACUUGAAAGUUUCAUCAAUGAUGCAUUGAAAAAGAAACAGUCGUUAAUCGAAUUAGCUCAAGGAAAAAGAAAACAAUUAGUGAAUGAAUUACGGAAAUUGGAAGCUGUAUUACCCCUGAAGAAAUCACAUUUGUAUGAAUUGGAAGUCCAAUUAGAGAAUAGCAACGAGCAAGAAACUUCAGUGUUUGAUGUCUUAGGAGACCAUAUUAGUGAUCUUGCUACAAAACUAGAAGCACAUAAAAGGGAUUUAUUAAAACAAGAAAGUAGAAUUCAAUCUUUAGAAAAACUUUUAGCGAAAUUAUCUCAGGAAUAUAAUCCAAAUUUCAAUGAUCCAGCAGUCAAAGAAUCUAUUCACAAAUAUCAGGAGUAUCUUUCGAAUAAAGACGAGGACGUUGUGGAGGACAUCAAAGAAACCAAUGCUAUACUUCUGGAGUUAUCAGAAAAAGCCAAAAGUUUAGUCGGUAACACUGAUAGCACACCUUUACAACCUACAAUUAGAAACAUGCUUCAUCAUUAUUUUCAGCUUUUCACAAACACGUUUUUGACAAAACCUCAACUACAAGUCAAAACAACUUUGUCCAAUGACCAAUUAAUAAAUCUGAUUGACAAACAAAAGCAAGAAAUCAGCAAGAUUGAAUCCAAAAUUGAUGAUAUUAAGAAAAAUUUAAGUAACGACUAUGGGUCGGACGACAUUUUAAGAGCAUUUGAUCUGACUACAAUUAACAAAAAAUUGGGAGGUUACACCUACAGAAUUAAUCUUUUACACUCUGUGGCCCAGGAUGACGUAUUGAUUGGAAAUUACAAAAAAUACGAGAAUGGAAAGWUUWMUUUGACAGAGGAGCCAAGUGUUGGAAUGGUCCGCAAAGAUCAGCAAUAA